GCGUGUCUGUGUGUCGCCCCCGCCCGCCCCCGACGUUCCCCUCAAUCAUCCCCUCCGCCGCUGUCCCCCGCGGCAAGUUUCCUGAUGCCCACCCCCCGCACGGUCUCCGCUGGCUGCCCUCGGCGCUGUGCGGCGGCGGCGCUGGGCCGGGGCCCCGCGGUGAGCCCCGAGGUCUGAGUUGAUCUUACUAACUGCAGCAAUGGUGCAGAAGUAUCAAUCCCCUGUUCGGGUGUAUAAACACCCAUUUGAGUUAAUUAUGGCUGCAUAUGAAAGGAGGUUUCCCACAUGCCCUCUGAUCCCCAUGUUUGUAGCCAGUGACACUGUAAAUGAGUACAAGAGCGAGGAUGAAGCCAUCCAUGUGAUUGAACGGCGCUGUAAGCUGGAUAUAGAUGCCCCAAGGCUAUUGAAAAAGAUUGCAGGAGUGGAUUACGUCUACUUUGUCCAGAAGAACUCUUUGAACAGACGAGAAAGGACUUUGCAUAUAGAAGCCUAUAAUGAAACCUUCUCUAACAGAGUCAUCAUUAACGAGCACUGCUGUUACACAGUUCACCCUGACAAUGAAGACUGGACCUGUUUUGAACAGUCAGCAAGUCUGGAUAUAAAAUCUUUUUUUGGUUUUGAAAGCACAGUGGAAAAGAUUGCCAUGAAGCAGUACACCAGCAAUAUUAAAAAGGGAAAAGAAAUAAUAGAAUACUACCUGAAGCAACUGGAGGAAGAAGGGAUAACUUUUGUUCCUCGUUGGACUCCUCCUGUUGCAUGUAAAUUGGAGAGCAGUACAUCCCACACAAGAAGACCAGUUUCACCUGCUAUCAAUAUACCAGACUCUGCCACAAUGGAGGGCUUGAACAAUAAGGAGAUCCUCAACACCUCCAGCAGCCCUUCGGAGCCCACAGCAGGAACACCUGAUGACAAGCUGGAUGCAGACUACAUCAAGCGGUAUCUGGGUGACUUGACACCAAUACAGGAAAGCUGCCUCAUUCGAUUGAGACAGUGGCUCCAGGAGACACACAAAGGCAAAAUCCCAAAGGAUGAACACAUUUUAAGAUUCCUGCGUGCCCGGGACUUCAACAUCGAUAAAGCAAGAGAGAUCCUUUGCCAGUCACUGACCUGGCGAAAGCAGCACCAGGUAGAUUAUAUUCUAGACACCUGGAACCCUCCUCAAGUACUCCAAGAUUACUAUGCAGGAGGCUGGCAUCACCAUGACAAAGAUGGUCGCCCGCUUUACGUGCUGAGGCUGGGGCAGAUGGACACCAAAGGCUUGGUGCGAGCUCUGGGGGAAGAGGCCUUGCUCCGAUAUGUUCUUUCAAUAAAUGAAGAAGGACUGAGGCGAUGUGAAGAGAACACGAAAGUGUUUGGCAGGCCCAUAAGCUCUUGGACCUGUCUGGUAGAUCUAGAGGGCUUGAACAUGCGGCACUUGUGGAGACCUGGUGUGAAAGCACUGCUGAGAAUCAUUGAGGUGGUGGAAGCUAAUUACCCUGAGACUUUGGGUCGUCUUCUUAUCCUACGAGCACCUCGAGUAUUCCCUGUGCUUUGGACACUGGUUAGUCCAUUCAUUGAUGACAACACACGAAAGAAGUUCCUUAUUUAUGCUGGGAAUGACUACCAGGGUCCUGGAGGAUUGCUGGAUUACAUUGAUAAAGAAAUUAUCCCUGACUUCCUUGGUGGAGAAUGCAUGUGUGAAGUACCAGAGGGUGGGCUGGUCCCCAAGUCCCUGUACCGCACAGCAGAAGAGUUGGAAAAUGAAGACAUAAAGCUUUGGACUGAAACAAUCUACCAGUCAGCAAGUGUCUUCAAAGGAGCUCCACAUGAGGUUCUCAUUCAGAUUGUGGAUGCCUCAUCUGUGAUCACGUGGGACUUUGAUGUGUGCAAGGGCGACAUUGUUUUUAACAUCUUUCAUUCCAAAAGAGCCCCACAGCCUCCUAAAAAGGACUCUCUGGGAGCUCACAGUAUUACAUGUCCUGGUGGGAACAACGUCCAGUUGAUAGACAAAGUCUGGCAGUUGGGGCGUGAUUACAGUAUGGUGGAGUCUCCUCUCAUCUGCAAAGAAGGGGAGAGUGUGCAGGGAUCCCAUGUGACCAGGUGGCCUGGCUUCUAUAUUCUCCAGUGGAAAUUCCAUAGCAUGCCUGCCUGUGCUACAACCAACCUGCCUCGUGUGGAUGAUGUGUUAGCAUCACUACAGGUCUCCUCUCACAAGUGCAAAGUGAUGUACUAUACAGAAGUGAUAGGAUCUGAAGAUUUCAGGGGAUCUAUGACCAGCCUUGAAUCGAGCCACAGUGGAUUCUCCCAGCUGAGUGCUGCCACCACCUCUUCUAGCCAGUCACAUUCCAGCUCCAUGAUUUCCAGGUAGUGCCACAAGAGAUGAAAAGCAAGUGGAUGAGAUGGCUGGACCCUCGCCUGUGGCAGCUGACUGCAAUACAGCAUAUUCAACUGGCAAUUGUGCAAAAAAACCCCACCCCACAAAAGCCUUUUCUAGAUAGUCAAGUAGCUGUUUGAAUUUUAAACUUAGUGGUUUUGAUCCUUGAUAGAUCCAACAGCUUGUCUCUUUAACCCUCUUUCCUAACUCAGCCAUAAAUGUAUUUGCAAGUGUGCACAAAUCCUAACUCUGAACACAAGGGCUCUCGUUGAAAAGAAAAAUAACCAGUUCAUCAGUUGAUUGUUUUUAAACUCUGUAAAUGUUAAAGCAAAAAAAAAAGAGAAACCCUACCAAAAAUGUUCCUUAAUGCAUUAGAGAUCAACUGCAAGUCUCCUGUCAGGACAUUCCUUGCAUCUUAAGAAAUCCCCUGUGAUCUUCCAGUGCUGCAAACUCUUUUCCUCUUACCACUAAAGUGAUGUCUGAGACAAAAGCAGUUGCUGGAUACUUGACUUUGUGAGUCCAUUCUUUUCAAAGCAUGCCCACAGAGCUGUGGACAGACUGUAAACACUAAUAACCUUUUGUAUGAGCACAUUUAGGGGGAGAAUUUGAGCUCUGGGUCUUGAUGGGUUAAAGCAAUUCAUUCUUUUCCUUGAAUUUGUGCUUGAAGCACUGUGGAGAGAGAGGCAGAGAGCAGGCUCUCCCUUGCUGUGUCACACUGGGCUGAUCCAGAGUUGGUCUGAGGAUUUGUUCCCACCUCUGUGCUGGAGCUUCACUUCCUUAAUACACUCCAUAGGAAUUGAUUUUACUCAGAGACUUCUCUUGUCAGGAAUUUAUGCAGAACUUGAGCUUGCUGCUUAAAUUAGUCUAAAGGAGAUAUGGCUCACACCCUUCCAUGCACUUCUCAAUGCCUCUUGUCUCCUGUCCUUCCCUGUGCACGUCAGAAAUAGACUGCUUUGGUUCUGAGUGGUGGAAGCUUUGAUGUAGGCAGAAAGCAGAGGGAUUUUCCCUUGAAGUGGUCGUUGAAGACAGUGUAAGCAGUGCCAACUCAACCACAUUCACUUUUGCCACUCCAGUGGUGAACUGGUGUAUUGGAUUUUGCCCCUACUCUACCCAGGCCCAAGCACUCCUACCUGAACUCUUGUUGUUAACGUUUGUUCAGAUGUUCUUUCCCACUGAGCCCAGCAAAAGGCACAACAGCCUGAAGUGCUGAGCAAAGGCCUGUUUCUAGAUAGCUGCAAACCACACCUGGCAGUGUAGCAGAGAAGAUUCCAGUCUGAAAUGCAAGCAGGAUUUUUGUAGUUAGACCCUGCCUGAUCUUUCCACACACCCUCUUAGAGCUCAACUAUUUAUGUGUGACUGUCCCUUAGGCUGCCCAGAUGUGCUGUUGUGUGAGCCAGGCACCACUUUGGUGUCCAGCAGCUCCCUGUGCUGUAGCUCUGGGCUCCUGCUAUGAGCUGUCUACUCAAGGGCAGCCCCACAUGCUGCAGAGGUGGUUUCAUUCUUGACAUGCAGGAUCCCAUGUUCCCAAGCACAGGGGAGCAGGAGGCACAGAGAGCUUAAUGUAAUGACGCUUGUUGCUCUUGGCAAAUGCCACUUUCCAUCUACCAGGCUGUCUAGGGUUGAAGAUGGUCCCCUUUCUUUCUUUCUUUCUUUCUUUCUCUCUCUCUCAGAUGGCGAUUUUGCUGACAACUCUAAAGAAACUGCUUCAUUCAACACUCCACAUCUGUCCAGAGGUGUCUGGCUUUGUAGAGCUUUGAGUUGCAGUCACUUUUUCAAGUCUGAAGAUCUCUGUUUUGUUUUUUCACUUGAGCUGGCUCAAAAGUGGCACUUUGGGAUUUCCCUGCUGUUAAUCUUAACACAUCUUUCAGAGCUCAAAGCACAUGACAGCACAAACAGCUGUGGGGAGGUGGAAUUCCAGCAAAACAAUAGUUCAUCCUCCUCUAAGCAAAGUGCUGUGGCAAUAUGACUUGAUUACUGCAGUCUGAUUCAUUUCCCAUAACCUGGUCUUUUGUUGUGUGAUAUUAUCACUCUUCUUUCUCUCAACCAAUGACUCCUUUUGGCUUUUUUUUUCCCCUGUUCUCAAUGUCCUCCUGCACUUUCCUGUCUGUACUCAUGAACUGCAUAUCAAAUCCUGUAUAUGUUUUGUAUACGUAAUACCUCAUUCUUGGUAAUAAAAUACAGAUAGUCUUUAAAA
Molecule: messenger RNA, 4547 nt
Organism: Colius striatus (speckled mousebird)
Lineage: Eukaryota; Metazoa; Chordata; Aves; Coliiformes; Coliidae
Gene: SEC14L1
Product: SEC14 like lipid binding 1
Exons: 16
Coding region: 200-2347 (715 amino acids)
Biological process (GO): negative regulation of RIG-I signaling pathway
Cellular component (GO): cytoplasm; cytosol
Molecular function (GO): RIG-I binding
Source: RefSeq, a predicted model, not a curated record